This is a messenger RNA of Scatophagus argus, 1778 nucleotides long. Its product is annotated as photoreceptor-specific nuclear receptor-like. Gene Ontology annotation, biological process: anatomical structure development; cell differentiation; positive regulation of transcription by RNA polymerase II. The coding region runs from base 47 to 1360 and encodes 437 amino acids. Gene Ontology annotation, molecular function: zinc ion binding; nuclear receptor activity; RNA polymerase II cis-regulatory region sequence-specific DNA binding. The record is from RefSeq and is a predicted model, not a curated record. Lineage: Eukaryota; Metazoa; Chordata; Actinopteri; Scatophagidae. The transcript has 8 exons.
AUCGCCCAGGAGACAUCUUUCAGUUUUUACAAAAUUAAAAAAAAAAAUGAUGGAGGAUCACCUGUCGAAGAUCCCCAUGAUGUCGUCUGCUUCCCCCACCGAGUCCUCUGGCAGCGGCGGGACUGACGACAGCAGAGGAGCCAAGAGUCCGGCCCCGGGAAAAGCUCUGAGCCCGGCUCUGGUCUGCAAAGUGUGCGGAGACACCAGCAGCGGGAAGCACUACGGCAUCUACGCCUGCAACGGCUGCAGCGGCUUCUUCAAGCGCAGCGUGAGGAGGAGGCUCAUUUACAGGUGCCAGGCCGGUACAGGCAUGUGUCCAGUGGACAAAGCUCAUCGCAACCAGUGCCAGGCGUGUCGGCUGAAGAAGUGUCUGCAGGCAGGCAUGAACAAGGACGCCGUGCAGAACGAGCGGCAGCCCCGCAGCACAGCUCAGGUCCGUCUCGACUCCAUCGAUGUGGACCCUGAGAAGGAGCACCUGGCCACCACACGAGAGCCCACCUCCUCUUCCUCAUCCUCUUCCUCCUCCUCCUCCUCCUCCUCCUCCUCCAGUGGGUCUGUCAUCACGUGGCCCCACAUCACCUCCUCCAUGUCCAUCACCUCCUCUGUCGCCCCCCAGCGCUGCAUCAGUCCCCAGAACAACCACCGCUUCAUGGCCAGCCUCAUGACGGCCGAGACCUGCGCCAAGCUGGAGCCCGAGGACGUCGACGAGAACAUCGACGUGACCAGCAACGAGCCGGAGCGAGCGUCCUCCGAGUACCACAUGGCUCUGUACCCAUCCAGCUCCGAGAACGUGUACGAGACCUCGGCGAGGCUGCUCUUCAUGUCAGUGAAGUGGGCCAAGAACCUGCCGGUGUUUUCCAACCUGCCCUUCAGAGACCAGGUGAUCCUGCUGGAGGAGGCGUGGAGCGAGCUCUUCCUGCUCUGUGCCAUCCAGUGGUCCCUGCCUCUGGACAGCUGCCCGCUGCUCUCCCUGCCGGACCUCUGCCCCGGCAUGCAGGGCAAAACCAGCUACACCGGGCUGGACCUGCGCCUCCUGCAGGAGGUGUUCAGCCGCUUCAAGGCCCUCGCCGUCGACCCCACGGAGUUCGCCUGCCUCAAGGCCAUCGUGCUCUUCAAGCCAGAGACUCGUGGUCUGAAGGAUCCAGAACAAGUGGAGAACCUGCAGGACCAGUCUCAAGUGAUGCUGGGACAACACAUCCGCUCACACUACCCCAGUCAACCAGCCAGGUUUGGAAAGCUGCUUCUUCUUCUGCCGUCUCUGCGUUUUGUGACCUCGGAGCGGAUCGAGCUGCUGUUCUUCCACAGGACCAUCGGAAACACUCCCAUGGAAAAACUCUUGUGUGACAUGUUCAAAAACUAAAACAGCGUUUCCCAGAAGUCCAUGCAGUCGUGAUUGUUCUCCAGUUUCGGAGGGUUGAUAUUUGGCACAUGUUUUUGCUUUGUAUUUCUGUACACAUAUCAGAGAUUCUGCGUGCUGUUAUGUUUUUUAAAGGCCACUUUACUGUGUUGUUCCCGCAUCAGGUCACUCUGAAAAAUGAGAAUGCAGCUCAGUUCUUAUCACCGUGCUUGCUGUCUGUUUGUAUCAUAUGUAGACUUUGAUUUGUGUCUGAAGUGACUCACGUUCACGUUUCAUCCUGUAGCAUUUCAUUAUUUUUGUGUUUUUCCGUGACGCUGCAGAUCUUUAUUCGUUUGUUGAUAGAUGGACAGUACAUCUCUGCUGUUACAUUCAUGUUGUCAUGUCUUGAUAAAGUAAAAAAUGUUCGAAAGUGUUCUUUUUG